Molecule: messenger RNA, 2020 nt
Organism: Aspergillus sclerotioniger CBS 115572
Lineage: Eukaryota; Fungi; Ascomycota; Eurotiomycetes; Eurotiales; Aspergillaceae
Product: dolichyl-P-Glc:Man(9)GlcNAc(2)-PP-dolichol alpha-1,3-glucosyltransferase ALG6
Exons: 3
Coding region: 66-1841 (591 amino acids)
Biological process (GO): protein N-linked glycosylation
Cellular component (GO): endoplasmic reticulum membrane
Molecular function (GO): dolichyl pyrophosphate Man9GlcNAc2 alpha-1,3-glucosyltransferase activity
Source: RefSeq, a predicted model, not a curated record
GUCACUGUCACCCUUACAAUUGCGCAGUUGAUGGAACCCCCCAAUCUCGCUCAUUCCCCCUGAAUAUGGCUCCUCCGUCCUCUUACCGUCCGCGGAAGAAGAGAAAGCUUCCCUCGUCUUUCGCUGGCUCCAACAAUUCCCUCAUUGACGACUCCGGAGGAAAAGCGUCCCCGGCCUUCCCCUUGGUUUCGUUUCUAUGGUCUGCUCGAGCAGGUGUUUCUCAAUGGCUCGUGCUACCUUUGAUUUUGAUGGCAGUGGGCCUGUUCCGCUGGGCUGUCAGUCUGUGGGGAUAUUCCGGCUUCGGAGUACCUCCUAUGCAUGGUGACUUUGAAGCACAGAGACAUUGGGUGGAGAUCACCAUCCACCUCCCCAUUUCCAAGUGGUACUUGUACGACCUACAGUAUUGGGGGCUGGAUUACCCCCCAUUGACCGCAUAUCACAGCUGGCUUUUGGGAAAACUUGGCUCCCUCUUCAACCCCGCAUGGUUUUCCCUGGACGAGUCCCGCGGCUUCGAAGAUCCCCUGUUGAAGGUUUUUAUGCGCGGAACGGUUAUCGCUUCGGAAUACCUCAUCUAUAUCCCGGCCGUCGUCAACUUCUUGCGUCGAUUCACCCGGAUGCAGAGCGUUCCCGUGUGGUCAGCCUCGAUUGCCCUCGCUGCGAUCCUCCUACAACCGGCGACCAUCCUCGUUGACCAUGGUCAUUUCCAAUAUAACACGGUGAUGCUGGGGUUGGUUGUUGCGAGCUUGGAUGCCAUCUUGGCCGGACGCAUGCUCUGGGCAUGCAUCUUUUUUGUGGGGGCUCUGGGGUUCAAGCAAAUGGCAUUGUAUUAUGCUCCGGUCAUGUUCGCCUUUCUCCUUGGCGUGUGCAUCUUUCCCAAGAUCCGCUUCGUCCGCCUGAUUUGCAUCUCUCUCAUCACCCUGGUUGCAUUCGCCGCCCUGUUUGCUCCAAUGCUUAUUGGAGCAAUUGGCAUCGAAGCGCGGGAGGCCCUGGCGGUGGCCCCGCAGCCGCCUCUUCUGCAGGCCAUCCCCGUCGAGCUAGACAAGCACUCAAUUCUCUACGCAAUCGUCUUCCAGCUGACACAGAUUAUCCACCGUGUCUUCCCCUUUGCUCGCGGUCUGUUCGAGGACAAGGUCGCAAAUGCCUGGUGCGCCAUCCACACGUUCUACAAGCUCCAUCGGGUUGAGGCCACUCUGCUCCAACGAAUGUCCCUUGGUGCUACUCUGGCUUCCAUCGUGAUUCCCUGCGCCAUGAUCUUCCGUCACCCACGUGCCUCUCUACUUCUGCCGGCCUUGUCAACCGUGGCCUGGGGCUUCUUCUUGUUCUCAUUCCAGGUGCACGAAAAGAGCGUCCUCCUUCCCUUGCUCCCCAUGACACUUCUCCUGGCUGGAGAUGGGGGUCUCAGUAAGGAGACCCGAGCCUGGGUGGGGUGGGCCAAUAUGCUUGGCUCGUGGACCAUGUAUCCUCUGCUGAAGCGGGACGAGCUUCAAGUGCCCUACUUCGUCAUGACUCUCCUCUGGGCCUACCUGCUGGGGCUUCCUCCAACCUCUCUGGAGACUUUCCGCAGCCGUGCUUCUUUGGAAGACACCGCCCCGGGAGCCGAACUUCACGUGCUGACCAAACUUCUGCAUGCCUGCUUUUACCUUGCCAUGAUCGCAUGGCACGUUCUCGAAGCCUUUGUGGCUCCCCCGCCUGGCAAACCGGAUCUAUGGGUAGUGCUGAAUGCUGUCAUUGGGGCUGGAGGAUUUGGGAUUGCCUACCUGUGGUGUCUCUGGAAGCUGGUGCUGCAAAGCUGCAGGAUCGAUCAGAAGGCGGCGGAAGAGACGGACAAGAAGAACCAGUGAGGGUAGGCUAGUGUGUUUCAUUGCAAUUAUACAUUCGAUUCUCCUAUGAUACCCAUUUUGAUGUUCGGGACAGCCUGCACCUCGACAGUGCGGGCUUUGCUGUGCGCCUGGAAGAGAUAAAAGCUUGCUUACUCCAUACAUAGAAUACCCAGAACAUAAUGAUAGAUAAUAUACAUUUA